Molecule: messenger RNA, 2559 nt
Organism: Tilletiopsis washingtonensis
Lineage: Eukaryota; Fungi; Basidiomycota; Exobasidiomycetes; Entylomatales
Exons: 2
Coding region: 23-2491 (822 amino acids)
Biological process (GO): regulation of DNA-templated transcription
Molecular function (GO): DNA-binding transcription factor activity
Source: RefSeq, a predicted model, not a curated record
CGCACACCGCACACACACCCACAUGCACAUGGCGGCACCCGCGUCCUCUCGCGGCGCAGGUGCCGCGGCGGGCCGCAGCAGCGGCAGCAGCAGUGCCAGCGGCAGCACCACCACCCGCAGCGCGCCGCUGCGCCCGCCGCCGCCGCCGUCGCCCUCCUUCGCCGACCUGCUCGGCAGCGACCAGUCGCCCGGCACGCUGCAGCGCAUCGUCGAGCGCUCCUUUGCCGCACCGCCGCUGAGACAUAGCACCGCUCUGCAGGCCGGGCCGCCGCCGCGCCAGGCCAGCCCAUCACUCGCUCGUCGCGCCGCGCCGCAGCCGGAUGCGCCGAGCGUGCCCGCCGAGGAGGAAGAGGAGGGCGAGGAGGAAGAAGAGGAAGAGGACGAUGACGACGACGAGCCCACGUCGUCGCCACUGGAUGAUGACGACGACGACGGCUCGGAGGGCGAGCCGGAAGACUUCUCCUGGGCGGCCGGCGGCUUCGACCUCAACGCCAGCAUGCUCGACCUCUUCGGCGCCUCGUCUGCCGCCGCCUUGCAGCCGUCACGUCCGCCCGGCAGCGUGCCCGGCCUCGGUGCGCCCUCGCCGGCCUCGGCCUUUGCGGGCCGCACGCCCGCCGGCGCCACACCGGGCGGCACAGUGGCGCACACGCCCGGCGUGGCGGACAUCGAGGGCGCCAUCGGCCUGCUCACGUCGCUCCUUGGCUGCAUUCCUGCGGCCGCGGCCGCGCCGGAGAGCAGCGGCGCCGGCACAAGCCGCACGCGGCGCGCCACGGCCGCGGGCAAUGUCAUGAGCGGCGGUACAUCGGGCAGCAGUAGCGCCACUCUUGCGGCGCCGUCGACGCCCGUCCAGCAGGCGGCGUCGCCCGGCGGCGGCUUCGUCGUCGAGGCUGCGCCGGACUGGAUGCAGCCGCUCCUGCGCGACCUCGUCACGACAAUCCGCGGCGAGUCGGACAAGCCCAUCUCCUCGGCGGACCUCGUGCUCGUGCUGCAGACGCUGCUCGAGCAGCGGCAGCGGCAGCACGACCUGCACCACGCCAGCAUCUCGUCUGCCAAUGCAAAGUGGCCCUCGUCGGCGCCUGCAGCGGCGCCGUACAAUCCCACGCUCUCGCUGCCCGCGCCGCUGCCCGAGCAGUCUGGAGGCGCAGUGGGUGAGGCGCAAUCUGGCGUUCCGCUCUUCUCCUUCGCCGACUUUCCGUUCGCCGAUGAUGACGAAGAGGAUCCGGACUGGGACCCAGUUCGCGCCGCGUACGCCAACGCCGUGUUGGGUGGCGGCGACGAGCUGCCGGGCCCCGAUGCGCAGGGUCAGGACAUGCUGGCCCAGUUCGGCUCGCUCGGACAGGAGGCGCGGGUGCAGCAGCUCGGCGCGUCUGGCUCAUCUGCAGUGCCGCAUCGCGGCACACCUGCAGGUCCCGCUAGCUCUCCACCGCAGGCGCUGCCGCAUGCCGAGCCGUCCGGCUCCGAGUCGCACAGCCGUCGUCGGGCACCGGCGCCGACGGUCGAUCCCGAUGCCUCGCGCGAGCUGAGCGACGCAGCGUGGGCGACGCUCGUCUCGCGCGCCACCGCGCCAUCCGAGUCCGAGGACGAGCAGCGCGACGGCUCUGCCUCUGCCUCGCCCGCCGCUGGUGCCGCUCGUCCGGCCCGUGGACGCCCUCCGCUUUCGGUCGAGGAGCGCGCCCGGCGGCGCCGCGAGCGCAACCGCAUCUCGGCGGCGCGUGCGCGCGAACGCCGUCUGGCAGAGCGCGAGGACAUGCGCGCGGCCUUGGACUCCAACGGCAUCCGCGUUCCGGAGCGCGUGGCGCCGCCGCGUCCCGCCGUCGACGAUGCCAAGCAGCGCAAGCGCGAGGAGGCGCAGCACGAGGAGCUGCUGCGCCUGCAGGCCGAGAACCGCAUGCUGCGCGCCGAGAUGGAGCGCCUGCGCGACGAGAAUGCGGCGCUGCGCGCCCGCGACAUCGUCACGCGCCAGCGGCUUGUGGAGGAGGAGGACGAGGAGACGUACGACUAUCGCCCUGCGCCUCGCGCAUCGGGCAGCCGUCGAGCCUACGACGCUCCUCCGCCUGUUCCGCCACGCCGGCGCGCCGACGAGUACGCCGCACCUCGCCCGCAGCAGCGGCCGCAUGCCGGCGAUGUCCGCUCGUACUCCUACUCGGACAGCGGCGGCAGCGCGGCAGAGUACGACGACUUGUCGGCACGUCGCGACAAUCGCCUCGCGCCCAGCCACUCAGCACGCCGUCGACGCGGCGACUCGCCGGACUCGGAGCUCGUCGACGAGCUCGACGCGUCGCGUGGCCGACCGGCGCCUCCGCAGAAACGCCGCCGGGCCGUGUCGCCUGUUCACGACUACCAGCCGCCGACGCGCCACAUGCCUCGCCGCGCUCCUGAGCCCUCAUACGCCACGUCGUCGACGUCGCACGACUCGCGCGCCUACUCGCGGUCCGGCCACGGCGACGCGGCGUACCUGCACGGCGCUGCCGAGCCCUGGCGGCGCGGCUAGCCCCCCCAACGAUGUCACCCUUCACAUUCGAUACCUCCACGUCAUUUGAAUGAAUACCCGUUCGUGAG